Molecule: messenger RNA, 901 nt
Organism: Cimex lectularius (bed bug)
Lineage: Eukaryota; Metazoa; Arthropoda; Insecta; Hemiptera; Cimicidae
Product: homeobox protein Nkx-3.2-like
Exons: 4
Coding region: 10-603 (197 amino acids)
Biological process (GO): cell differentiation; regulation of transcription by RNA polymerase II
Cellular component (GO): nucleus
Molecular function (GO): DNA-binding transcription factor activity, RNA polymerase II-specific; RNA polymerase II cis-regulatory region sequence-specific DNA binding
Source: RefSeq, a predicted model, not a curated record
CAAUGCAGGAUGGUGGAGAAGGUGGAACAGAAGGACAAGUGCACACCCUUCUCGAUAAUGGACAUCCUGAAGAGAGGCGAUCCACCCAACGUGCAACACCAGCACCACCAGGAAAUGGUGCCUCUGGACAUGUCCAAAUCACAGAUGCAUCUGUACUUUCCGCAGAUACAACAUAGGCACAGUAGACAAGGAGAAAUGGCAGUGGAAGAACUGGCGAGGUCGACCAGGCCCGACGGCCGGAAGAAGAGGUGCAGGGCCGCUUUCAGCCACGCCCAAGUUUACGAACUCGAGAGAAGGUUCAGUCAGCAAAGGUACCUCUCAGGCCCGGAAAGGGCAGAUCUCGCACAUUCCCUUAAACUCACGGAAACACAGGUAAAAAUUUGGUUCCAAAACCGAAGGUACAAAACGAAAAGGAAGCAGAUACAAACAGACGUUCCAGGGAAAAGGGUCGCAGUGAAGGUUUUGGUGAGAGACGACAGACCAGUUCAGAGGCAUUUUCCACUUCCGGUUCACCCUUAUUACUACUAUCCCCUUCUCUGCGGAGCAGUGCAGAACUUGCCGGCCUCGCCUCACAGCCAGUCGCCGCCGAUGCCGAUGGAAUGAUUUCUCUCUUAAACUGAUAAACUCUAAAAAAAAAUAAAGUGCAAUAAAACUCUUUUUAAAGUCCACCUUUAGAAGGUAAUCAACGGCAUCACAGCUUCGCAUAUUAUUUCCAGUCGGAAUGGAAAUUUCAGUUGUAUAGUCGAUCAGCACUAUUGCGACCUUCAUCACGAGUUAUGUAAAUAAUUAGAUUUAUUUAACAGAAGAGAAUUUUAAUAUUGUUGCGAUGCAGUCCUCUGCAAUGUGGAUAUUUCAAAAAUGAAUAAAAAAUUGUAGAUAUAGUUACCUGUUUUACGACGUA